AUGGAUACGUGGACUGCUGAUAUUUGGAACGGUAAUGAAGAGGAAUGUAAGAGAAUUCUGAAUGAACCAGGAAAUUGGGAGAAGGUACCUUUAUUAUUUGAUGAUAAAAUAGCUCUUGGAACCUUUGUACGAUUUAAAGGAAUGAUACAAGAUAUGUUAAAUCCAGAAUAUUAUAGUAGCAAUUAUAAAAUUAUCAAUUCUGAGAAUGAUGAAUUUACUUUGUGUCAAGCAAAAUAUCAUAGCAGUACUAAAAAUCUAAAACCUGGAGAAGAAGUUGUAUUUGGUGAUACAUUGAUGGAACGACAAAUUCUUGCCUGUAUUCCAAUUCCAGGAUUGAAUGAAUGGGCCAAAGAUGUAACUAAUACAAACCAGAAUGCUGAAUCUCAACUAGAAGAAAAUAUAAGUAAACGUAUUCGUCUUGAUCCAGCAUGUCAAAAAUACCCUAAGGAAAUAUUUAUUUUUGUAUAUCCUGAAGAUAUCAAUAGCAAUGAAUUAAAGCUUAACCAAAUUGUAGAAGUUGUAGGAUUUCUUGACCGACGUACGAUUCAAGAUGACAACGGAGAUUUAGAAGGACAAUCUUCAAUAGCUAAAGAAACACAUUGUAUUCAUGCUGUUCAAUUGAAACUGCUAAAAACCUUAAUUCCAGAUAAUGAAGAAAUGUAUAAAUCCAUCUGGAAUGAUGCACCAAACAUUUAUGCAGAGCUAAAAUUUGUAUUAACUCAAGCAUUAUUAGGAGACUCUUUAGCUGCUGACUAUUUACUAUUUUAUCUUGUAUCUACCAUUUAUAAUAGACAAACCGUUUUGGUUCCUGGAAAAUUCUCAUUAAAUAUUCGUGGUAUUCCUCAUGAUAUUGGACAAAGCUACACAAAACAUUUGUACUCACUGAUAUCUUAUUUGGUAGUAAAAAGUGAGUAUUUACCAAUCCAAAUACACACUAUGAACAACAGGAUAUGA
This is a messenger RNA of Macrosiphum euphorbiae (potato aphid), 954 nucleotides long. The record is from the annotation of a GenBank genome assembly. Lineage: Eukaryota; Metazoa; Arthropoda; Insecta; Hemiptera; Aphididae.